Molecule: messenger RNA, 459 nt
Organism: Arxiozyma heterogenica
Lineage: Eukaryota; Fungi; Ascomycota; Saccharomycetes; Saccharomycetales; Saccharomycetaceae
Gene: UMP1
Product: Ump1p
Exons: 1
Coding region: 1-459 (152 amino acids)
Biological process (GO): proteasome assembly
Cellular component (GO): nucleus; cytoplasm
Source: RefSeq, a predicted model, not a curated record
AUGCCACUUAAUAUUGUUCCACCAUCUAAUUUCAAAUCACAAAUUAAUUCUGUUGAAAACGCUACACAUAAAUCUAAUUCUAUAAAUACAUUACCAGAUACGUUAAGAGAACAAAAUGGCGGUUGUUUACCAAUUUCUACCCAAUUAAAUGAACAACAUCCUUUGCAACAACAUUUAGAGAACUAUCAAGAUAAUGAGCAUGCCAGAACCAUGGAACAGUAUAGAGAAAUCUUUGGUAUUGCAGAACCAAUGAAACGUACUAUGGAAUUAAGUAUUGUGGAAAGGACAGAUUUCAACCCAAUCAAUGAAAAUCAUUUGCAUAGUGAUAUUUUAAGAAACAAGGAUUGUACAAUAGACUGGGAAGAUAUAUAUCCAGAUACCAUGGGCAAGAAUAUUCAUAAUAAUAUUAUGUUAGGUGAUUUGACACAUGGUGCUAUUGAAAAAUCCUUAGGACUUUAA